Scomber scombrus (Atlantic mackerel) is the source of this 4199-nucleotide messenger RNA. RefSeq names its product FHF complex subunit HOOK interacting protein 2 (gene fhip2a). The record is from RefSeq and is a predicted model, not a curated record. The transcript is spliced from 17 exons. NCBI's taxonomy places the organism in Eukaryota, Metazoa, Chordata, Actinopteri, Scombriformes, Scombridae. The coding region runs from base 226 to 2457 and encodes 743 amino acids.
GAUACGUUACCUGAGCCUGCGGACGUCUUGUUUACAGUGGUCGUGCCAGGCCCGGGAAGUCGUGUCGUAUCAGCAACGUGUUUUAUUGCCCACAUUUUUAUUCUUUCGUUACAAGGGUCAUUAUAUGAAACCUCCAAUCUGGAUCGAGGCGGUAACAACAGGAAGAAGAAGAUAGAGGAAUUCUCUAGGUCUUCUCGGGAGAAAAUAGUCCAGUCGAAGAACAAAAUGUUCUCCAAAUUUACGUCCAUUCUCCAGCACGCUGUGGAAGCGCUUGCUCCGUCGCUGCCAUUGCAGGAGGAUUUUGUCUAUCACUGGAAGGCCAUUACACAUUAUUACAUCGAGACUUCUGAUGACAAGGCUCCGGUUACAGACACCAACAUCCCAUCCCACCUGGAACAGAUGCUGGACAUCCUGACCCAGGAGGAAGCGGAAAGGGAGUCUGGAGAGACAGGCCCCUGCAUGGAGUAUCUCCUGCACCAUAAGAUCCUGGAGACGCUCUACACUUUGGGCAAGGCAGAUUGUCCUCCUGGGAUGAAGCAGCAGGUGCUCACCUUCUACACAAAGCUAUUAGCACACAUUCGUCAGCCCCUCCUUCCACACAUCAAUGUCCACAGACCCGUACAGAAACUGAUCCAUCUGUGCGGGGAGGUGCUGGCUGCUCCCACAGAAAACGAAGAGAUCCAAUUCCUUUGUAUAGUCUGUUCCAAACUGAAGCAGGAUCCAUACCUUGUUAACUUCUUUCUUGAGAACAAGUCAAAGAGACCUGAGACGAGGAGUCAUGGAGGGUCAGAGGGGCUGAAGGAGAACGUGUUGGCUCCAGACACAGGUCAGUCUCCUGCAGAAGAACAGGCUGCACGCCCAGAGGAGCCUCAAGCUGCAGCUGCUGCCUCCAGCUCCAGUCCAACAAACAACAACAAUAACAGCAACAAUUACAAUCUGGUCACCUCCCUGCUCAACCUCACAAAGAGCCCGGACGGCAGGAUAGUGGUGAAAGCAUGUGAGGGUCUGAUGCUGCUGGUCAGUUUACCAGAGCCUGCAGCUGCCAAGUGUUUAACUGAGAACACCGAGCUGUGCGAGCUCCUGACUGACAGGCUGGUCGCUUUCUAUAAAGCCCUGCCACAGUCCAUUGACCCCUUGGACAUUGAGACAGUGGAGUCGGUCAACUGGGGUCUGGACGUGUAUAACCUGAAGGAGGAUGCUGCUGUCUUCACAGGAAAAAGAGCUCUCAUCUCCUUCCUGUCCUGGUUAGAUUACUGUGACCAGCUCAUCAAAGAGGCUCAGAAGUCGGCAGCGGCAGUGAUGGCAAAAGCAGUGAGAGAAAGGUUCUUUGUGUCUAUCAUGGAACCACAGCUCAUGCAGACGUCCGAGGUGGGCAUCCUGACCUCCACGGCCCUGCUCAACAGGAUCAUCAGGCAGGUGACAUCAGAGGCUCUGCUGCAGGAGAUGGUUUACUUCCUCCUGGGAGAGGAGAAAGAGCCAGAGACGGCAGCGACCAUCGCCCAGUAUCCACUGAGGCACAGACUCAUCGAGCACUGCGACCACUUGUCAGACGAGAUCAGCAUCAUGACCCUGCGGCUGUUUGAGCAGCUCAUCCAGAAGCCCAACCAGCACAUUCUGCACAGCUUGGUGUUGCGUAGCCUGGAGGAGAGGAACUACCUGGAGAACAAGCCGCAGGAGGAGCGGGAGCCUUUAGAAAACGGCCAGCCUCACGACGCCGUAGACCUUGAGGAGGAUCCACUGUUUGGUGAUGACCUCUCUCCAGACAGCAGGCUGUCUGGUUCUGAUUGGCUCAGCUCGUCUCCACAACAGAGUCCCGACCACACAAAGUCUGAAGGGAAGACGGAGGUUCACAAGAUUGUCAACAGUUUUCUGUGUUUGGUGCCCGAUGAGGCCAAGUCAUCGUAUCAUGUUGAAGGCACAGGCUAUGACACCUACCUCAGAGAUGCACACAGACAGUUCAGGGACUAUUGUGGGGUCUGCCAGCGGUGGGACUGGAGGGGCAACCCAAAGCCGUUUGAGAAGUGUAACUUGGAAAUCCCGUUCUUUGAGGGCCACUUCCUCAAGGUCCUCUUCGACAGGAUGGGUCGCAUCCUAGAUCAGCCCUACGACGUCAACCUGCAGGUGACCGCCGUGCUGUCCAAACUGUCUCUGCUACCGCACCCCCACCUGCACGAGUACCUGCUGGACCCUUACAUCAACCUGGCCCCCGGCUGCAGGUCUCUGUUCUCCGUCAUCGUCAGGGUGGUUGGCGAUCUCAUGUUGAGGAUUCAGCGCAUCCCAGACUUCACCCCCAAACUGCUGCUUGUGAGGAAGAGAUUACUAGGCUUAGAGCCAGAGGGGAUAAACAUCGACCACAUGACUCUGCUGGAGGGGGUGAUCGUGCUGGAGGAGUUCUGCAAGGAGCUGGCAGCCAUCGCCUUCGUCAAAUACCACGCAGCUGCCUCUUCCUCGCCAUAAUCUACCUGCUGUUCAUCCAUCUGCCUCGGCCAGACAAGACAGGUCAGGAGAAAACUGGGCCUUUCGUGGGGUGUUUGGCGGCACCGGUGGCACAGGGUCGACAAAAACUUUUACCACCCCACAAAGACUGUUAACGCCCCCCCCCCCCACACACACACACAGAUGGGAUUCAUUACUCCCAGCUUCUGGCCGCUCGGGCGACAUCAUUUAGGAAAAAAAAACAAAGAGAGGAAAAAAAAAAGUCUUUGGUCUCAUGUUUGAGCAGGUCAGAGCACAGACACUGCCCAGCCAGCAGAGGAACGACAGGUGAAGGAGGAUAGGAGGUGGAGGCACAGAGAGACGUUCACUGGACUCUUUUCAACCUUCAGCAUUUUCUCUCACUGCCCCCUUCCCCCCUUCCCCACCAGCCAAAAGAUGAUAGCCCUGUAAUUAUUAUUUCAUGGAGAAGAGACGUUUGUGUAUUUAUUUCCAGUCCCAUCAUCGCCCAUUUGUAAAGAUCAUUGCCUUAGUGUGGAAUCACACCUUUCAGUUACAGAUUGUUUCCUUUUGAAACAUUUUUAUCUUUAAACCCCCUCGUGUGUUGUCUGUUUUGAUGACAAGAGGCUGUAGACACCCCUUCAUAUACCUGUAGUUACAUCAAUAUCCAACUGUAGUAUUAAUGAUACUACGCUCAUUUUAAAUGCCAAGACCUCGUAUUUAUUUGUUUGCUUUCAGGUUGCCUUUUUAACCAGUGUCGUAUUAAGAUAUAAAGAAUUUAAAGCAGUCCAAGUAAUGACUGACAACGGCAGAUUGCUAUUUACUACAUUUGUUUUCCCUCUUAACUCGGUUUGUCUUUGUUUGUGCUGUCAAAGCUCAUCUGUAAUCCCCCCCAUCACCCAAAGAUGUCACCAUCCAACGCAUUUCGUUAAUGAAAUGGUGAAUUUAGCAAAUGAUGUGAAUUUGCACAUGGACCUCAUGACAUUGCACUCGUUACAUUUUUCAAGUUAAUUCAUGUUUUUUCUUUUUGGAUUAGUUUAAAGGAAAAUGAUAAGGUGGCAUUUGUGGACAGAAACAUUCGCUUUAGUUAGAAACAUUUAUGUUCUCCAGACCCAGUGUUGCAUUUCUCAUGCACCAGUGUUUGUUUUAUCCAAGGGAUACUCGCUAUUAUUUUUAUAUCCACUAUAAUUCUCUUUGAUUUGUCUUCAUGGAAGGGAUGCAGAAGAGCAAACCUCUUGAUUCUAUUGAUUAGUGUCUUAAAUACAAGAUUACUUUAGGACAUACUGUAGUUUACAGUACAGCAAUGGCUCUCAACCCCUAAAAACAAAGCUAAGUCUAACUUGAACCCUCUGUUACAGGGUGUAUAUCUACAGUUCAACCAAUAUAUGAUUCUAACUUCUCAGAUUGAUUUCAUCUGAAGAAUCUUUAGAGGCCUGAUGAGAUGAGAUUAUCUAAUGUAAGUCUGAACAAAAAUACACCUUCUGAUUCUGUUAAUUAGCUGUUGUUGUGGGACAGGUGUGGUCCCAUCCUCCAGUUUGGAAACCAUUGUUUUACAAUGUCAAGAGGUUAUCAGGACUUCCUCUGAGGUGUUGCGUUUACUAGCAGUAUUGUAUUCAUUAUGAUCAUGGAUGACGCAGAAAUGUAUUCAUGUUGCUGUGUAUUACUGGAACAGGUUUGCUUUGGUUGUGUAAUAAUCGGUUGGGUGUUUAUAACUUUAAAUCAAAGUCUAGCAUCAAUGAUGCAGUGAUUCAUUAUAUAAUUUUUUU